UCUCAGUUCAUACACUAAAGCACUUCUUUACUCGUCUCCUCCAACCAACCAAUCCAAUUAAAGUCAAACCAGACGAUUCGCGUAUCUAUAAAUACAUUUAUAGUUCGCUCGCUUUAAUUCCAUUUCCAUCAAACCCCAGGAGAGACAUUUAAAUUUUGGUGUACAAGAAAUGCAGGGGACUCCGAUCUCCAUGAACGAUCUUGCUGAAAUGAUCAAUGGCAAAUUCAGCGAUGAUUUUGAAGCGAAUUUGAGAUUACAGAGAGGAGGAGAAGAUAAAGAGGAGGAGGAACAAGAGCAAGAACAAGAAGAAGAGGAGGAAGAUGAAGAUGAAGAUGAAGAUGAAGAUGAAUUCAGUUUCGUUGUCAUAAAUCCCGAUGGAUCUCCGGUUUCUGCGGAUCAGGCCUUCCAGAACGGUCUGAUCAGGCCGAUGUACCCGUUGUUUAACCAAGAUCUGCUCUACGAGUCCGAUACUCGGACUCUGCGGCCUCCGCUGAAGAAGCUGUUCAUCGAGGAACGCGAUUCCGACAAAUCGUCGGAUGCGAAGGAGGAGGCGGUGGGGCCCUACUGCGCGUGGUCGGGGAAGGCGGUGGACGCGUCCCCUGAGCAUUGCAAGAAGAGUAAUUCUACGGGGCUUUCGAAGUUGAGGAGGUUUCGAGAAUUGGUCCUUCGGAGCAACAGCGACGGGAAGGACGCGUUCGUGUUCUUCCAUAACAACAAUCCUUCGUCAACAACAACCACCACCACGAGAACGAUGAGAACGAAGAACAUUGAAAAGAGCGAAAAGAAAGAGAACGUUGAGAAGAAGACGACGGUGAAGGUAAACGUGAAAGUGGAAGGGAAAGGCAAAAAAGCACCAUCUGCGCACGAGCAGCAUUACGUGAAGAAGAAGGCAAUGACGGAAGGAGAGAAGCACAGGUCGUAUUUGCCAUACAGAGUUGGGUUUUUCACCAGCGUCAACGGGAUGAGUCGGAAUGUUCAUCCUUUCUAGGGCUCCCUCGUUUUGAUGAUAUUUUUUUUUUUUUAUAUUUUUGUAUAUUUUGUUGGGUUAAUUACUUAAUUUCAUUCCAUUUAUUAUUUAAUUUGGUGUAAGAACUGAGAAUGUAUAAUACAUAACUAGGUAUUUUUCUGUAAAUGAAGUAAUUUGACAUAGCCAAGACUAUACAAUACAUUAGCUUGAUUUGUGUU
Molecule: messenger RNA, 1185 nt
Organism: Tripterygium wilfordii
Lineage: Eukaryota; Viridiplantae; Streptophyta; Magnoliopsida; Celastrales; Celastraceae
Product: nucleolin-like
Exons: 1
Coding region: 170-988 (272 amino acids)
Source: RefSeq, a predicted model, not a curated record